AUGCCAAGGAGCGAAGGUCUAGGUCUCGAUCCGCCCCAUGACAUAUAUCCUCCUGUGUCUGGAACGAAUGAGCCCAGUCCUGAGGGUGACAACCCUUUGCACUCCGUCGUGCAUAUGACGGAUUCGCCUGUGGCACAGCCUCCUAGCAUGAACAUGGUCAUGUCAAGAGGCGAUAUGCUAAACACACCUCAGGGUGCUUACUAUGGUCAUGAUGGAAUGGUAACCUCUCCUAGCUCUCCUAUCAUAACUGCUGGAAAUGGUACACCCAAAGAGCUUUAUGGGGGCUACCAACGGCGCUCACGCGUCGUGGUUCCUAUGACGACUCUUGAUCCUGAAGGUGUCACUGAACUUUCUCGCCGUCUCUCUACGGGACCACGGCGACGGUCAGCAUGGUCAAACAGCUUUUACGAUCAAUCUCAGUCGUUCGGCAUGGAUCCAUCUUUCUCUUCCAAGUCCCACCUGGCUAUGGGAGCAGCCUCGCCGAUGUGUUCUUCUCCUUACCCUGACGCGCGCACAUCCCCGUCAGGAAUUGAUGCAACUACAACAGAACAUGGAACAUUUGAUCCGUUUGAUGAGAACAAUAAGUUCGACCUCUCGUAUCUAUUGCAUGAAAUAUAUGCCGAGAUGGACCAACGUGGUAACGAACGGCGGUCUAUGGGCAUCGCGUUUCGGGAUCUUCGCGUCACAGGGUAUGGGACAGGUGCUCAGCUGAACGAAACAUUUGGUUCGCUUCUUCUCGCACCCCUUCGUAUCGUCUCGGGCGUAAGGAACAUGAUGCACCGUCCCAUCAAAACGAUUCUCCAGGAUGUCGAAGGAUGCGUCAAACCAGGUGAGAUGCUUCUCGUUCUGGGUCGCCCUGGAAGUGGGUGUACAUCUCUGCUCAAAGCACUCGCAUCCUAUCGUGAUGGAUUCCGAAGUGUCGAUGGCACUGUCCUCUACGAGGGUCUUGAUCACCGCAGCAUCGAUGGACCCUUGCGGGGCGAUGUAGUAUAUUCGCCCGAAGACGAUGUGCAUUUCCCUACCUUGACUGUCGGUCAGACACUUAGGUUCGCCUCAGCAACGCGUGCGCCGAACUCCAAGUACCGUAUUACUCUGGGAGAAACGGGUGAUCGACAGGAAUACGUCGAUGGCACACGGGAGGUGCUGGCGACUGUUCUGGGUUUGCGUCAUACCUACAAUACCAAGGUCGGUAAUGACUUGAUACGUGGUGUUUCCGGCGGUGAGCGAAAACGUGUAAGCAUUGCCGAGGCAAUGGCUGCUCGUGCGAAGGUCGCGCUGUACGACAACUCAUCGCGUGGUUUAGACUCAUCGACGGCGCUGGAGUUCGUCCAGGCUCUCCGCAUCCAAACAAAUAUUGCUGACUGCACGACAAUUGCGUGUAUUUAUCAAGCAGGUGAAAAUAUCACGCAACUCUUCGACAAAGUGGCCUUGUUGAACCAGGGUCAUCUUGUAUACUUUGGGCCAGUUGCACUGGCUGUGGACUAUUUCAAGUCUAUUGGUUUCGAGCCGCUUGAUCGCCAGACGACAGCCGACUUCUUAGUGGCUUGCACAGACCUCGCCGGUCAGAAUGUCAACCCGGACUUCCGCGGCCCUAUACCACGAAGCCCUGAGGAGCAGGCAUUGGCCUUCCGCCAAUCUUGGGUUGGCACUGCGAACCACACCGAGGUUGAAAACUAUAUCGCUUCUAUGAUGGCUCGUCAAACAAAGCAAAAUGCUGAUCACUACGUAAAACUGGCGCGUGACGAGCGCGCGAAAUAUUCAUUCCACAAUAGUCGAUAUUUGCUGUCUUGGCCGAUGCAGGUGCGUUUGGCCAUUCAGCGUCGUGCUCAAGUUGCGAUGGGUGAUUUGGGAACACAUAUCACUGUCAUUUUUGCCGCUCUCUUCCAGGCCCUGAUCAUCGGCUCUGUAUUCUAUCAGAUGCCACAAAACACGUCGGGCUUUUUCUCACGUGGUGGUGUGCUUUUCUUCUCGCUUCUUUACAACUCGUUUACUGGUAUGUCGGAAAUUUCACUCUGCUAUGAACAACGUCCCAUUGUGAUCCGACAGAAGCGAUUCGCCAUGCUCCAUCCUUCGGCUGACGCACUUGGCAAUACUCUGCUUGAUUUCCCUAUUCGCGCUAUAUCCAUUUUCGUGUUCGAUAUCAUUGUGUAUUGGCUCACUGGAUUGAGUGCAGAUGCCGGCAAGUUCUUCACGUACUUGGGCAUGACGGCACUUGUCACGUACUGUAUGACAUCCUUUUUCCGAAUGGUCGCAGCGUGCACUAAGUCCGAACCUCUGGCUACAACAUUCGGUGGUUUGGCCGUCUUAGAUGUUGCUCUGUACACUGGUUAUAUGAUUCCUCGCGGGUCGAUGAAACCGUGGUGGAUCUGGCUCUCGUAUUGCAACCCUGUCGCAUUUGGAUUUGAGGUCUUGCUGGCUAACGAAUACCGCGGUAAAUUCUUUGAGUGUGUCCAAAUGAUCCCGCCCGGCAAAUCUGUCGAAAAUCAGGUUUGUCCUGUAAUGAGUGCCAAACCUGGACAACCGAACGUGAGCGGCGAAGACUACUUGUCGGAAAUGUAUGGAUUCUCCUGGCACAACCGUAUACGAAACUUUGUCAUUAUUUUGGCUUUCUGGAUUGUAUUCAUCCUUUGCUUCUUGUAUGCAUCUGAUCACCAGGUGGAUCCAGCUGCGAUUGGUGGUGAAUUGCAAUUUGAGCGCUCGAAAGCAAAGAACAAAAAUCUCUCAGCGCCUACGAAUGACCAGGAAAAGACACUCGAGGAAGGCAAGCCGCUCGAGCCGCAAGACUUGUCUGAAGCUCCAGCGGUCGGUAGAACUGGCGGCACGAUCAAAGUGUCUGAUGCCAUUUUCAGUUGGGACAAUAUCACAUACGAUGUGCUCAUAAAAGGGAAGCCUCGUCGCCUGUUGAAUCAUGUGUCUGGCUAUGUGGCCCCGGGCAAAAUGACGGCACUCAUGGGUGAAAGUGGUGCUGGUAAAACGACCCUGCUCAACGUGCUUGCUCAGCGAACGGAUGUUGGUGUAGUCGGCGGUGAUUUCUUCGUCAAUGGCAAGCCACUACCUCGCUCUUUCCAAGCUGACACUGGAUACUGUCAGCAGCAGGACGUGCACCUAGCGCAACACACUGUGCGUGAGGCACUGCAGUUCUCUGCGAUGCUUCGACAGCCCCGUGAAACGCCCAAAGAAGAGCGCUUGGAGUAUGUGGAGACAGUCAUUCGUCUAUUGGAGAUGGAGCAAUUUGCUGAUGCCAUUGUCGGUGAGGUCGGCGAAGGCCUGAAUGUCGAGCAACGAAAGCGUCUCACGAUCGGCGUCGAGCUGGCGGCGAAGCCGAGUCUUUUGCUUUUCUUGGACGAGCCGACGUCUGGUCUGGACGCACAAGCAGCCUGGUCGAUUGUGCGUUUCUUGAAGAAGCUGGCGUCUGAGGGUCAAGCGAUUCUGUGUACGAUCCACCAGCCGAGUGGAGAGCUGUUCAAUCAGUUUGACCGAUUGCUUCUGUUACAGAAGGGGGGUAAAACAGUUUACUUUGGUGAUCUGGGCCCGAACUCUAUGACACUCGUCAACUACUUUGAGCAGCGUACUUCGAUGAAGUGCGGUGAGAAUGACAACCCCGCUGAAUACAUUUUGGAUGUCAUUGGCGCUGGUGCCACGGCAACCACCGAUAAGGAUUGGCAUGAGUUAUUUCUGCAGAGCGAACUCUUUACGGCGCUGCGAAGAGAUCUUGAUGAAAUUUAUCGGACGAGGCGCCAGAUUGCAGACAGCUCGUCGAGCAAACAUGCCCGGGAGUAUGCCCAGCCGUUCCCUGUACAACUGUAUGAAGUGACGAAGCGGGCCUUUAUUUCCUACUGGCGGAACCCUUUGUAUCUAUACACAAAAAUGAUGCUUAAUGUUGUGUCUGGCCUGGUUGUGGGCUCGAGUUUCUGGAAGGAAGGAAAGCGCAACUCGUACAUUGCACUCCAGAACCGCCUCUUCGCUUGUUUUUUGGCUCUCGUGGCGUCGACGUCAUUGUCGCAGCAUCUGCAGCCAGAGUUUAUUCGGUUCCGAGGUCUCUUUGAAGUGCGUGAGAAGCCGUCGAAAAUGUAUACAUGGCCUGUGAUGGUCCUUAGCGCACUCUUAGUCGAGAUUCCAUGGAACAUUGUGGGUGGAACUAUCUACUGGAUCCCUUGGUACUAUCUUAUCCAGUUUCCAUUUGAAUCAAAGCGGUCUGGUUAUAGCUGGGGCUUGUACAUGCUAUUCCAACUGUACUAUUGUACAUUCGCUCAGGCAAUGGCUGCCAUCAGUCCCAAUGCCAUGAUUGCGUCCAUUCUCUUUUCUACCUUCUUUUCGUUCGUGGUCGUGUUCUGUGGUGUCGUCCAACCACCACCACAGUUGCCAUAUUUCUGGCGCUCCUGGAUGUUCCAGCUGAGCCCAUUUACGUGGAUUAUGGAGGGCAUUUUGGGUAAUGCGAUUGGUGGGGCUCAGGUGCAUUGCGAAGCAGACGAAAUGCAAGUUGUUCGACUUCCGCCUGGUGCAACAUGUCAAUCUCACAUGGAGCCAUUUUCGCGCCCGCAGUCCAGCGAUCCCCGCGGAAAUGGCUACUAUGUUGAUAACAAUGACGGGACUUGCUCAUUUUGUCUGUAUCGCUAUGGUGAUGACUAUCUCGAGACUGUGAUGAUGGAUGCGAGCAAUAAGUAUCGAGACCUCGGUAUCAUCGUGGCAUACAUUGCCUUUAAUACGGCACUUUUAUUUACGCUUUUCUGGCUAUUCCGCAUCUUCAAGUUUGGAAAAAACAGGCAGGGCAAGAAGAAGAUAAUGCCAGCGCCUGGUCCCGAGGCCAAUAUGCCGAUUCCAUCCUCGACGAUGCAGGUGGAAGCUCCUGCGAUGGCUGUGAAUGUGCCUCAUGUUGUUGGCGCAGGUCUCACAAAUUUCAUGAGCGAAUCAUCACAGCAUCCGAAUCAGCACGAGGAUCUUAGUUCUCGACACGACGCUGCAACAGACAUAUCUCAUGGAACGUAUCGUCAAGCAGAUAUGGCGACGUCCAAGACGCAACUUAUGGGUGACGAAUCCCCGCAAAUGGACCAUGGAGAUUUUUUGUCUGGCGAGCCAGCAAUGACGUCUCAUCCUCUGGAGUCUCCACAACGACGGCCGCACAGAAAUCUUGACUCACUCUACUUGGACCCGCCCAUGAAUGAGGCACCGUAUGUUGAGGAAGAUCAUAAUGAUGGUGUGGAGACUCAAGAUGAUACGGAUCAGCAUGUACCUCGGCGUCAUAAGCCCUCAGGCCGCAGAAGCCAAUAUCGGAGUGCCAAGUCACGGCGCCGCCGUCGAGGUUCGAGAGAUCAUGGCGAGACGCUAAGGACACCGUCUGGCUAUUCGUACUAUUAUGAUGCUACUUCGGAACCCUACGACGAUCCCGAGCAGCAUUAG
Messenger RNA from Malassezia globosa CBS 7966, 5397 nucleotides. RefSeq lists its product as uncharacterized. Gene Ontology annotation, molecular function: ABC-type transporter activity; ATP binding; ATP hydrolysis activity. The transcript has a single exon. Lineage: Eukaryota; Fungi; Basidiomycota; Malasseziomycetes; Malasseziales; Malasseziaceae. Bases 1 to 5397 code for a protein of 1798 amino acids. Gene Ontology annotation, biological process: transmembrane transport. Gene Ontology annotation, cellular component: membrane. The record is from RefSeq and is a predicted model, not a curated record.